Messenger RNA from Microthlaspi erraticum, 273 nucleotides. NCBI's taxonomy places the organism in Eukaryota, Viridiplantae, Streptophyta, Magnoliopsida, Brassicales, Brassicaceae. The record is from the annotation of a GenBank genome assembly.
AUGGAGAGAUAUCAGAGGCAUCUUAGUGACACUGAAGUAUGUCAGGUGUGUAAAGGUGGAGUUGAAUCCAUUCUUCAUGUGCUUCGGGACUGCCCGGCUAUAGCUGACUUGUGGAGUUGUAUUGUACCAAUAAGGAAGCGGAGAGAGUUCUUUAGCACCUCGCUGUUGCCGUGGCUGUAUGACAAUCUAGGAAACGAUGUGGAUAUGGGAGGAUAUGGUUGGUCGACAGUGUUUGCGAUGGCUGCCUGGUGGGCCUGGAAGUGGAGGUGCUAG